Messenger RNA from Racocetra persica, 269 nucleotides. NCBI's taxonomy places the organism in Eukaryota, Fungi, Glomeromycota, Glomeromycetes, Diversisporales, Gigasporaceae. The record is from the annotation of a GenBank genome assembly.
UCUGGCCAGUGGUGGUUUCGGCAGUAGUUCUAGUGGUAGUAGUAAUUUUGGCAGUGGUGGUUACAACAGUAGUGGUGGUUUUGGCAGUGGUGAUUCCAGUAGUGCUGAUGACUAUGACUGUGGUGAUUUUGGUAGUAGUGGUUCUAGUGGUGCUAGUGGCUGUGGCUAUGAUAGUUUCGGUGAUAGUAGUUCUAGUGGUACUGGUAACUAUGGUGGUGGUGGUUUCAGUGGUAGUAGUUCUAGUAGUACUAGUAAUUUUGGCAGUGGUG